AAUAAUUGUAUCAGUAUGGCUGAUAAGAAGAAACCCGAUUCGUUCCAUUACUUCAUGAGUUACGAUGAUUUGAGUGACAGUAGCGAUAGUAACAGCAGCGAUUCCGAUGAAGCGGGCCAGAAGAAAUCAAGAGGAAAGGGGGGGAACGAUGCUACUGGAAGCUGUAGCAAAUCUCCCCAACACGGGACCAAGCGGGCUGCCAGUGGAGCUCCUCUACCAAAACCCGACGAGCUCUUCAAGUCGGUCUCUAAGCCGUCCUUUCUGUACAACCCGCUGAAUAAACAGAUCGAUUGGGAGAGCCGCGCCGUGAAAGCUCCAGAAGAGGUACUAGUACUGUAUUGUUUAGCCAGCCAGCUAGCGUUCGUCCAUUCAUUCAUCCAUUCAUAGCUAGCUGUUGUCGUAACUAGUUGUUGACCAAGCUAGCUAACGUUAACUACUUACUUAUGUAUACUGAACAAAAAUAUAUACGCAACAUGUAAAGUGUUGGUCCCAUGUUUCAUGAGCUGAAAUAAAAGAUCCCAGAAAUGUUCCAUACUCACAAAAAGCUUAUUUCUCAAAUUUUGGCCACAAAUUUGUUUACAUCCCUGUUAGUGAGCAUUUCUCCUUUGCCAAGAUUAUCCAUCCACCGGACAGGUGUGGCAUAUCAAGAAGCUGAUUAAACAGCAUGAUCAUUACACAGGUGCACUUUGUGCUGGGCACAAUAAAAGGCCAAUAAAAUGUGCUGUUUCGUCACACAACACAAUGGCAUAGAUGUCUCAAGUUGAGGGAGCAUGCAAUUGGCAUGCUGACUGCAGGAAUGUCCACCAGAGCUGUUGCCAGAGAAUUUAAUGUUCAUUUCUCUACAAUGUCAUUUUAGAGAAUUUGGCAGUACGUACAACCGGUCUCACAACCUCAGGCCACGUGUAACCACGCCAGCCCUGGACCUACACAUCUGGCUUCUUCACCUGUGGAAUCGUCUGAGACCAGCCACCAGGACAACUGAUGAAUCUGUGGGUUUGCACAACCGAAGCAUUUCAGUACAAAAUGUCAGAAACCGUCUCAGGGAAGCUCAUCUGCGUGCUCGUCAUCCUCACCAGGGUCGUAACCGACUUCAAUGGGCAAAUACUCACCUUCGAUGACAACUGGCAUGCUGGAGAAGUGUGCUCUUCACAGAUGAAUCCCGGUUUCAACUGUACCGGGCAGAUGGCGUCGUGUGGGCGAGCGGUUUGCUGAUGUCAACGUUGUGAACAGAGUGCACCAUGGUGGCGGUGGAGUUAUGAUAUGGGCAGGCAUAACCUACAGACAACGAACACAAUUGCAUUUUAUCGAUGGCAAUUUGAAUGCACAGAGAUACCGUGACGAGAUCCUGAGGCCCAUUGUCGUGCCAUUCAUUCUCCGCCAUCACCUCAUGUUUCAGCAUUCCACAAGCCACAAUCAACAGCCUAAUCAACUCUAUGCAAAGGAGAUGUGUCGUGCUGCAUGAGGCAAAUGGUGGUCACACCAGAUACUGACUGGUUUUCUGAUCCACAGUAUCCAAGGUAUCUGUGACCAACAGAUGCAUAUGUGUAUUCCCAGUCAUGUGAAAUCCAUAGAUUAGGGGCUAAUUUACUUGUAUGAACUGUAACUAAGUAAAAUCUUUGAAAUUGUUGCAUGUUGUGUUUUUAUAUUUUUGUUCAGUGUAGCUAACUAAUUCCCACAGUGACAGUCAAUGUGUGUUGUUAGCUAGCUACAUAGCUAACAGCAGCUACUGCUAGUAACUAGUGUAGUGUUACAUUAGUCAGUGACACAACACUGCAUUCUACUAGCUAGUCUGAUUAAUCAGGCUGUAAUGCACAAUUAAUUGGUAUAGCUAUACAGCCUGAAACUAAUGUCUGCAAACUCGUUUUAAUGUUCCUUACAAGCUUGCCAGAAGAUCCAGAACCUACUGUUACGCUUGUUUACACUUUUUGGUAUUUUUGGUAUUUUAUUAGGAUCCCCAUUAGCUGUUGCAAAAGCAGCAGCUACUCUUCCUGGGGUCCACACAAAACAUGAAACAUGACAUAAUACAGAACAUUAAUAGACAAGAACAGCUCAAGGACAGACCUACAUUUUUUAAAAAGGCACACGUAGCCUACAUAUCAAUACAUACACACAAACUAUCUAGGUCAAAUAGGGGAGAGGCGUGCCGUGAGUUGUUGCUUUAUCUGUUUUUUGAAACCAGGUUUGCUGUUUUAUUUGAGCAAUAUGAGAUGGAACGGAGUUCCAUGCAAUAAUGGCUCUAUAUAAUACUGUACACUUUCUUGAAUUUGUUCUGGAUUUGAGAACUGUUAAAAGACUCCUGGUGGCAUGUCUGGUGGGGUAAGUGUGUGUGUCAGAGCUGUGUGUAAGUUGACUACGCAAACAAUUUAGGAUUUUCAACACAUUGUUUCAUAUAAAAAUAAGUGAUGCAGUCAGUCUCUCCUCAACUCUUAGCCAAGAGAGACUGGCAAGCAUAGUAUUUAUAUCAGUCCUCUGAUUACAAUGAAGAGCAAGACAUGCCACUCUGUUGGGCCAGCUGCAGCUUAACUAGGUCUGUCCUUGCAGCACUGGACUACACGACUGGGACAAUAAUCAAGAUUAGACAACUAGAGCCUGCAGAGCUUUUUGGAGUGUGGUGUCAAAAAAGCAGAGCAUCUCUUUAUUACGGACAGACCUCUCCCCAUCUUUACAACCAUUUAAUCUAUAUGUUUUGACCAUGAUAAUUUACAAUCUAAGGUAACGCCAAGUAAUUUAGUCUCCUCAACUUGUUCAACAGCCACACCAUUCAUUACCAGAUUCAGCUGAGGUCUAGAACUUAGGGAAUGAUUUGUACCAAAUACAAUGUUAGUUUUAGAGAUGUUCAGGACCAGUUUAUUAGUGGCCACCCAUUCCAAAACAGACUGCAACUCUUUGUUAAGGGUUUCAGUGACUUCAUUAGCUGUGGUUGCUGAUGCGUAUAUGGUUGAAUCCUCAGCAUACAUGGACACACAUGCUUUGUUUAAUGCCAGUGGCAGGUCAUUGGUAAAAAUAGAAAAGAGUAGAGUGCCUAUAGAGCUGCCCUGUGGUACACCACACUUUACAUGUUUGACAUUAGAGAAGCUUCCAUUAAAGAAAGCUCUGAAUCCACGAUAUGGCAGAGGUUGAAAAGCCAUAACACAUGUUUUUUUAACAACAGGUUAUGGUCAGUAAUAUCAAAGGCUGCACUGAAAUCUAACAGUACAGCUCCCAAAAUCUUCUUAUUAUCAAUUUCUUUCAACCAAUCAUCACUGAGCAGCACUGAGGUCAGAACGCAAUCAUAGUUACAUUAAAGGAGAUCCAGAAACUCCCAAGUGAUUCCAUACAUUGAAACUAGUUAAGUGGAGUUUGCCCUCUCCCCCUCUCUGUAGUGCUACACUGAAACGGCUGCAAAAAAAACGGGUCAAGGUACUCGUGACGUUGCUGGAUGUAGACCUCUCUGCUCCUUUGCAACUAACUACCUACAUGUACAUAUUACCUCGGCUAACCUGUGCCCCCCGCACAUUGACUCUGUACCAGUACCCCCUGUAUAUAGCCUCGCUACUGUUAUUUUACUGAUGCUCUUUAAUUAUUUGUUAUUUUUUAGUUAACACUUACAGUGGGGGAAAAAAGUAUUUAGUCAGCCACCAAUUGUGCAAGUUCUCCCACUUAAAAAGAUGAGAGAGGCCUGUAAUUUUCAUCAUAGGUACACGACAACUAUGACAGACAAAUUGAGGGGAAAAAAAUACAGAAAAUCACAUUGUAGGAUUUUUAAUGAAUUUAUUUGCAAAUUAUGGUGGAAAAUAAGUAUUUGGUCACCUACAAACAAGCAAGAUUUCUGGCUCUCACAGACCUGUAACUUCUUCUUUAAGAGGCGCCUCUGUCCUCCACUCGUUACCUGUAUUAAUGGCACCUGUUUGAACUUGUUAUCAGUAUAAAAGACACCUGUCCACAACCUCAAACAGUCACACUCCAAACUCCACUAUGGCCAAGACCAAAGAGCUGUCAAAGGACACCAGAAACAAAAUUGUAGACCUGCACCAGGCUGGGAAGACUGAAUCUGCAAUAGGUAAGCAGCUUGGUUUGAAGAAAUCAACUGUGGGAGCAAUUAUUAGGAAAUGGAAGACAUACAAGACCACUGAUAAUCUCCCUCGAUCUGGGGCUCCACGCAAGAUCUCACCCCGUGGGGUCAAAAUGAUCACAAGAACGGUGAGCAAAAAUCCCAGAACCACACGGGGGGACCUAGUGAAUGACCUGCAGAGAGCUGGGACCAAAGUAACAAAGCCUACCAUCAGUAACACACUACGCCGCAAGGGACUCAAAUCCUGCUUAAGCCAGUACAUGUCCAGGCCCGUCUGAAGUUUGCUAGAGUGCAUUUGGAUGAUCCAGAAGAGGAUUGGGAGAAUGUCAUAUGGUCAGAUGAAACCAAAAUAGAACUUUUUGGUAAAAACUCAACUCGUCGUGUUUGGAGGACAAAGAAUGCUGAGUUGCAUCCAAAGAACACCAUACCUACUGUGAAGCAUGGGGGUGGAAACAUCAUGCUUUGGGGCUGUUUUUCUGCAAAGGGACCAGGACGACUGAUCCGUGUAAAGGAAAGAAUGAAUGGGGCCAUGUAUCGUGAGAUUUUGAGUGAAAACCUCCUUCCAUCAGCAAGGGCAUUGAAGAUGAAACGUGGCUGGGUCUUUCAGCAUGACAAUGAUCCCAAACACACCGCCCGGGCAACGAAGGAGUGUCUUCGUAAGAAGCAUUUCAAGGUCCUGGAGUGGCCUAGCCAGUCUCCAGAUCUCAACCCCAUAGAAAAUCUUUGGAGGGAGUUGAAAGUCCAUGUUGCCCAGCGACAGCCCCAAAACAUCACUGCUCUAGAGGAGAUCUGCAUGGAGGAAUGGGCCAAAAUACCAGCAACAGUGUGUGAACCUUGUGAAGACUUACAGAAAACGUUUGACCUGUGUCAUUGCCAACAAAGGGUAUAUUACAAAGUAUUGAGAAACUUUUGUUAUUGACCAAAUACUUAUUUUCCACCAUAAUUUGCAAAUAAAUUCAUUAAAAAUCCUACAAUGUGAUUUUCUGGAUUUUUUUUUCUAAUUUUGUCUGUCAUAGUUGACGUGUACCUAUGAUGAAAAUUACAGGCCUCUCUCAUCUUUUUAAGUGGGAGAACUUGCACAAUUGGUGGCUGACUAAAUACUUUUUUUCCCCACUGUAUGUUUCUUAACUGCAUUGUUGGUUAAGGGCUUGUAAGUAAGCAUUUCACUGUAAGGUCUACACCUGUUGUAAUCGGCACGUGACAAAUACGAUUUGAUUUACCAGUUAAUUCAGGAUUCAGAAAUCCGCGAAGUGUAGACAAAUACUUUUGUUUUAUUGAAAGCAUAUGUCCGAAUUAGCAUUUUGUCAAAGUACUAUCCGUUUUGAGUCAGUAAAUGUGUACUUUUCCACCUAAAACGUUUGCAAUUAAUUGAUAUCAUUAUUUUAUGUAGCCGACUGCCACAGCAGCGGAGAUGGGUAACAACUGUGCAUGUGCACCCUCGCAGUAGCCACUGCAGCCAUUGUUGUUCAAGGCGACAUGCCAUUCCAUAAUGGUUGCUGUGGUUACUGCUAACUAGCAUGAGGACGAAAAUAAACUAGCAGUAUUUCAAUCUCCUCAAUGGAGCAGUGUGGAUAAAUGUAAAAUGGCAUAUCCCUCCCUGCAAGUGGCAUAUCCCUCCCUGCAUUGAGGUAAGUUUUCCAACCCAUAUCUCUUGCCGGCUCCACGGUGUGUUAAUGUAACCAUGAUUGCGUUCCGAUCUCAGUGCAGCACAGUGUAAACAAGCGUAACGGUAGGGUCGGUAUCUUCCGGCAAUUUACAAUCCAGGAUGUAGAAUAAAAUUACAUUUAAACUUACUCUACUCUGUGCGGUUUGUCCUACAGCUGCUAAACAUUUGAGACAAAAUAUCCACAGGAAAGUAUUGUUUACCUGACUUUUUAGAGCCAGGUACAAUAUAGCCUACACAUUCAUAUAAUUUCAUAUUCAGUUUGCAUUUAACUGUAGGCUGACACUCAAUUUUAAUUUUUUUAAAGGUAUAUAAAUGCAAGGUAUGUAUCGACCUCCCGUGACUCAAAUUGUGGUCCCAACAACCUUAAUUAAGAAGAAGUAGUGUGUGAUUAUAGAUGUAUUCUCAUAACUCGCAACCCAACUCUCACAUGCCCAGGGCCUAUUUUGGGUCCUGACCCAUAGUUUAAGAAACCCUGGUAUAGCUAGUUGACUGCCAGCUCACCUGCUAUAACUCCAUGUAUUGUAAAUUGUACCCCUGUGGCACAGAUACAUAGGGGAAACCUAUAUGUUUUUGAAAUGAAAAUGUGAGUUAAUUAUAAGUAACUUUGCCUGCAGCCUGCAAAGGAGUUCAAGGUAUGGAAGACGAACGCGGUGCCCCCUCCGCAGACCUAUGCCGCGGAGGCGGAGAAGCCCAAGAAGGGAGCUCCCCCAGGGAUGGACAUGGCCAUAAAGUGGUCUAACAUCUACGAGGAUAAUGGAGAAGACGCUCCACAGCCUCACACUGGCAACGCUGUCUUCCUGCCCACAGAGGAACAGACAUCAGAUUCAGGUAGGGAGAAAAGUGUUACCUGUGUGACUGACCACGGUGUGCCUGCUUAGUAUUAUAUCUUCCUCCCUACACAGGGUAGUGGUACACUGUCCAUACAACUGCUCGAACCAGAGCCCUCUGCCUCACAAACACAUGUGAUUGCCCGCUUGACAAGGUACUAGCCACUUGCGCCACCGAAAAGCUAGCAGUUAUGCGACGUGGGUGGAGACAUGUCAAGCUGUUGUGUGGUCAUAUGGUACCAGCUUUAUCCUCUUAUCUGCUUAUGCCUGCACAUCUCUCAAUUAUUUUCAGACAGAAAAUGAUUUCUCUCUCUCUCCUCUGACACAACUGUUAUAUACGGGGGGGGGGGGGGGGGGUGAUGCUUAGGCAGGAUACAGUACUGCCUAACUGUGUAAUCCCAGUUAAUUUCUGAGUUAUUAUGACGUGCUGUUUUCUCCCUGGUAUAGACGAGGACGGAGACAAGGGGUCGGUGAAGAAGCGGAGGGUGGAGAGCUUCCAGCAGAAGGAGAAGAGGAAGAGGGAUCUGGGCCAGGCCACCUCUGACAAGAGCUUUGUAGAGGAAGAGAAGAGGAUCCUCAGGCAGAACGCGGACUGA
This is a messenger RNA of Coregonus sp. 'balchen', 7140 nucleotides long. Lineage: Eukaryota; Metazoa; Chordata; Actinopteri; Salmoniformes; Salmonidae. The record is from the annotation of a GenBank genome assembly.